This is a messenger RNA of Mustela lutreola (European mink), 2334 nucleotides long. RefSeq names its product tripartite motif containing 47 (gene TRIM47). Gene Ontology annotation, molecular function: protein binding; zinc ion binding. NCBI's taxonomy places the organism in Eukaryota, Metazoa, Chordata, Mammalia, Carnivora, Mustelidae. The record is from RefSeq and is a predicted model, not a curated record. The transcript has 6 exons. The coding region runs from base 112 to 2061 and encodes 649 amino acids.
AGGGGGCUGGACCCUUGGCCUCGGUCCCAGGGGGCGGUGCCGCAGCGCGAGCGGGCAGGGUUCCUCCCUGGGCGGGAGCAGAACAGGCGGUGCCCGCGCGGCCGCGGAGCUAUGGACGGCAGCGGGCCCUUCAGCUGCCCCAUCUGCCUGGAGCCGCUCCGCGAGCCGGUGACGCUGCCCUGCGGCCACAACUUCUGCCUGGCCUGCCUGAGCGCGCUGUGGCCGCACCGCGGUGCGGGUGGCACCGGCGGGCCCGGAGGCGCGGCCCGCUGCCCGCUGUGCCAGGAGCCCUUCCCCGACGGCCUGCAGCUCCGCAAGAACCACACGCUGUCCGAGCUGCUGCAGCUCCGCCAGGGCUCGGGCUCCGCGCCCGGGCCCGGCCCGGGUCCGGGUCCGGGUCCGGGUCCGGGUCCGGGUCCGGGAGCGCCGGCCCCGGAGCCCACGCCGCCCAGCGCGCCGCCCAGCGCCCCGGAGCCUUCGGCCCCCUGCGCGCCCGAGCCCUGGCCGGGCGGCGAAGAGCCGGUGCGCUGCGACGCGUGCCCCGAGGGCGCCGCCCUGCCUGCCGCGCUCUCCUGCCUCUCCUGCCUCGCCUCCUUCUGCUCGGCGCACUUGGGCCCGCAUGAGCGCAGCCCCGCGCUGCGCGGACACCGCCUAGUGCCGCCGCUGCGCCGGCUGGAGGAGAGCCUGUGCCCGCGCCACCUGCGGCCGCUCGAGCGCUACUGCCGCGUGGAGCGCGUGUGCCUGUGCGAGGCCUGCGCCGCCCAGGAGCACCGCGGCCACGAGCUCGUGCCACUGGAGCAGGAGCGCGCCCUCCAGGAGGCAGAGCAGUCCAAAGUCCUGAGUGCCGUGGAGGACCGCAUGGACGAGCUGGGUGCUGGCAUCGCACAGUCCCGACGCACGGUGGCCCUCAUCAAGAGCGCAGCCUUGGCAGAGCGGGAGAGGGUGUGCCGGCUCUUCACCGAGGCCGCAGCUGUCCUGCAGGGGUUCCAGACGGAGGUGCUGGGCUUCAUUGAGGAAGGGGAGGCCACCAUGCUGGGCCGCUCCCAGGGCGACCUGAGGCGACAGGAGGAACAGCGCAGUAGGCUCAGCCGGGCACGCCAGGACCUCAGCCAGGUCCCUGAGGCCGACUCGGUCAGCUUCCUGCAGGAGCUGCUGGCACUGAGGCUGGCCCUGGAGGAGGGGUGUGGCCCUGGGCCCGGUCCCCCGAGGGAGCUCAGCUUCACCAAGUCCUCCCAAGCUGUGCGGGCGGUGAGAGACGCCCUGACGGUGGCCUGUGCCAGCCAGUGGGAGCAGCUGCGGGGGCUGGGCGGCGACGAGGAUGAGCUACAGAAGUUGGGCACAGAAGCCGAUGCCGAGUCCCAAGACCCCGACAGCACCAACAGCCUCGAGAGUGAGGCUCCCAGGGAUUACUUCCUCAAGUUUGCCUACAUCGUGGACCUGGACAGUGACACGGCAGACAAGUACUUGCAACUGUUCGGGACCAAAGGUGUGAAGAGGGUGCUGUGUCCCAUCAACUACCCCGAGUCACCCACCCGCUUCACCCACUGCGAGCAGGUGCUGGGCGAGGGCGCCCUGGACCGGGGCACCUACUACUGGGAGGUGGAGAUCAUCGAGGGCUGGGUCAGUGUGGGGGUCAUGGCCGAAGACUUCUCCCCGCAAGAGCCCUACGACCGGGGCCGCCUGGGCCGCAACGCCCACUCCUGCUGCCUGCAGUGGAACGGCCGGAGCUUCUCCGUCUGGUUCCACGGGCUCGAGGCGCCCCUGCCCCAGCCCUUCUCGCCCACCGUCGGGAUCUGCCUCGAAUACGCCGACCGUGCCCUGACCUUCUAUGCCGUGCGGGACGGCAAGAUGAGCCUUCUUCGGAGGCUGAAGGCCUCCCGGGCCCGCCGGAGCAGCUCCCUGGCCUCGCCCAUUGACCCCUUCCAGAGCCGCCUGGACAGCCACUUUGCGGGACUCUUCGCUCGCAGGCUCAAGCCCGCCUUCUUCCUAGAGAGUGUGGACGCCCAUCUGCAGAUCGGGCCCCUCAAGAAGUCCUGCAUCUCCGUGUUGAAGAGGAGGUGAUGCCCGAUGGAAGGCACCUCGGAGCCCCCCACCGCCCCAGGCUUCUCGUUCCUAGAGGCCCCCACCUUCCUUAUACUUGGCCUUCUGCCUCUCGAGGAGGAGGCCCCCAGGCCCCUUCCGGUGCCCCUCGGACCCUGUUCCUCCACAGGCCUUGUUUCUGGGAGGGAAAGCCAGAGCAGGGGCAUAUCCAGGCUACCCAGCCCCCACCCUUUCCAGGUUCCUGGGACAGUGCCUGGCAUACAGUAGGUUCUGAAUAAAUGUUUGUUGAAUGAA